Messenger RNA from Paramuricea clavata, 4739 nucleotides. The record is from the annotation of a GenBank genome assembly. Lineage: Eukaryota; Metazoa; Cnidaria; Anthozoa; Malacalcyonacea; Plexauridae.
AUUGAUAUUUUAUAUAUUUUGUUUCUAGCGUUGACUGUGAGAUUUCUUACCAAACGUUUCAUUGGCGAAUACGACUCUUCGCAAGGUAAUAGGCAUGCUUAACACCAGUUAGUCUGCAUCUAAGAAAGUCGCAGUAAAUGUUGCUCAGGAGCGUUUCACAGGUUUCCAUCUAAUCACCAGCUUCAUCGGCACGUCAUCGGGCCAUCCUGGUUCGUUCAGAUACUCAUUGCGAACAUUGACGUUUCAUCACUUUCAUGCGAGAAUAAAAUCAAUAAACAAUGCUCUUAUCAAAAUAGGCCAUGUUUUUAUCUGCGACUGUUCAGUGAGGUUUAGAUUUGACUUCCAUUACUACCAUACGUACCUUUUCUGACUAACUACGCAUGCUUAAUCAGGUUGAUUAAACGCAUGAGCUGAUUGGGCAAUGGGCCCUUGAUGCAUGUAACGGCAGUUUUAUACCAAAUCAUUUUUUUUUAAUUUGAUUGUUUUACUUGUUUUUAUAAAAAGAAACAUUAAAGUAAUAAACGACAAAUUUUGAAAUGCUAGCAAAACUACCAAAAGCAAUCACAUGAUUAGAAUAAUGCAAUCAGAUCAUGAGAUGUAUGUAAUCAGAAAAAGUUUUCAGCCAAGUAUCAAGCUACACAUUUUAUUCAACUGUUUGAUAUUUUUUAUUUAACUGUUUGUUUAUUAAACUUGUUGAGUUACCUGCUGACACACAACACACACACACACACACACACACACACACACACACACACACAAACAAACAACCCAGCCCAGGUGAAAUGUAACAUGGCGGAGGUAAAAUAAUGCGCCUGAAGUUAUGUUGAUGCUCACGAAAUCAGUUUGUAAAACAUGCGACAUUUUUCCUUAUCUAGAAUUCACGUAUACAUUUGAAACUUCAAUAGACAAUAACAAAGUAUCAAUGGAAAUACUUGACGCCACAUCACCGGUAAGUCAUAUUGUUUCUGAUUACCACAUAAGGUUAAAAAUAUUAUAAAAUUGGUACACGACGAAGUACUGAAUAUGAAGUUAAUAAACAUUUUAAAAUAUUAUCCAAAAUCAUUCUUUUACCAAUCUCGUACCCAGAGCCAUCGUUGAGUGGUACGAGGUUGGUCUUUUACUAGGUGAUGAUCAUUCGCACAAAUACACUUUUCUAACAAUGACGUCAAACGCGGAAACCCAAUUUAUCUGAUAUCCCACAGGACAAUGCAAGAUUGCAAGUCGUUGGCGAGUCAAUACAUUUCAUGAAAUGCAUUGCGAAUGAAUUGUUGCUAAAAAUUGUCCCUUGGGACAUCGCAUCAAGUGUUUUUCCGCGUUUGACGCCAUUAUAAGAAGGUCUAUAAAUUAUAGGUUGCGUCCUUUAAGAGGUCGCAUCAGGAAUCCCCAAACAAAGGUCCCCGACAGGGGCCUAACGGUUUUUACAGGCAAUACAAUUUCUUCCAUCUGUUCAACCAUAGCCUAUCGAAGGGAAGAUGGCUGUGAAACUCAUUAGAAUAACAAUAUAACUCAUUAUCUAUGUUGGUCAACGUUUAUUCAUAAAUUUGGUCCUUCGCCGUCAUGUGUGUAUUGUACUUUUGCCCAACUGACCAAUAGGAAUGUUUUAGGAAAAUCACCUACCCGUGACUCGAACAAUAGGGAAACUGGAAAUCGCUAUUGGUGGAUUUGGUAAAAAUACAAUACACACGCGACGGUGAAAGGACCAGAUUUAUGAAUAAACGUUGACUAACAUAGAUAAUGAGUUGUAUUGUUAUUCUAAUGAGUUUCACAGCCAUCUUCCCUUCGAUAGGCUAUGGUUCAACGCGAGGGGUUUGGAAACAUGCUACCCCGAGAAAUGUUUUUUUUGAGUCUCGGAAAUAUUCUCUGCAUUUAAGGGUACUUUGCGUCAAGAAUACAAUAAUUGUCUUACUAUACAACACUAGAUGCACUACAAAACACACUUGUUACAAAACAUAGUUUCUUCCCCAACUGUGGAGGAAGGUGGCGUUUCCAACAAGGGGAUUGUAUUCCCAAUGAACCUCACCACACACCACACCCCCCUCACAGAGUAAAAAAUAAACUACGAUGUUCACAUGAGUUCGCUCAUGAAGCGCUCCUCUUUCAAGGUCGUUUUCCACUAGGCGGAAUUUUCGGCGCGGAUCUAUUCAACCUAUUCUUCAAUAAUAAGCUUAUAUAAAUAGCCUUGAAAAAGUCUGUGUUAAAAACCAAAACGUUUUGUAGGAAUCAAUCUCCGUCCGCCAAAAGAUUUAUGGUAGGCAUGCACUAAUCAUUACAGUGCCGGUAACUCUUUGCAUAAUUAGAUCUGUAACAAUAUACCUGAUCGUACAUUGAUGUGAUUAUUUAGACAUGUUUUCGCUAUUCUUGUUAAUAUUUUUGCCAAUCACAACCAGAGCCGGCGAAACAGGGCGCCUAUAGCUGCGAUAUAGCUACUCCAGAAGUAAAAAUGGGAGGCUAUAUAUAACCCCUGUCCCCCAAAAAGAUCAGAGUUUGAGAAUUUAAUAUGAAGGUGUCAGAUUCUUCCCGGUCUGAAAUGCAAAAUGAACAAAGUGACCUGGUUCCCGUUAUAUAGUUAAAUUUCCCCCAGAACGCAGUAAAUGCCAUUUCAAAGAGAGACUCCAGCCAUUUCCAACAUUUUCCAUGCCGUGAAGCAUGCAGUAAACACGAAGCUCUAGGAAGAUGUUCUGUGACUGGUUGACUACGACAAUGACAAAAGACGUAAUUGGCUUACAUAAACAAAGGAAUAUUGUUCUUGCUUCGUUCUUUAGAAAAUCCGUUCUAUAGCUUAUUCUUUUGUCAUUGUCAUAAUCAACCAAUCACAGAACAUCUUCCUAGAGCUUCGUGCCGACCCGAAGCAUGCACUGGGACCCCCUAGUAUUUGUCCGCCACCAGUGGACAAAACCUUUCGACCAAUUUUAUUUCUUUCUACCGCAGCCAGACAAGUUAACGGAGAAAGUGUUAUGGGCGGAUGGUUUUCUUCUCGUUUAUUCUAUAACGGACGUGAACAGUUUCAAUGAUGUAAUUAACUUGAAACACGAAAUAGUUGCUAUGAGAUCAAACUACAGACCCGCCAUAUUUAUAGUUGGAAACAAGAGUGAUCUAACCUGUGAGCGUUGUGUGUCUAAGGAAUUUGCUUUACAAAUUGUACAAGAAUUGAAUUGCCCGCUUUACGAGUGUUCGGCUUCAGAAAAUUAUGAAGACAUUUUGCAAGUGUUUCAUGAACUAUAUAAUGAGACAAUCAAGAAAAAGAAAGAAAGGAGACUAUCAAUUUCACCAAGACCACUGAGGAAAGCUUUUAACAAAGUUUUUGGUAGCAAGACACCAAUGUAGAAUUAUACUUAAUAUGCACGAAGUUGCCAUGUUUACUUGACUUGUUGGAAGCUGUAAGGAUAUACUUCAUUUUGAUCGAAAACUUAUUUACUUCGAAUUGGAUUCAAACCAGUACACUCAUACAUUCGUCUUUCAAGAACACGAUUAAAAGUAGCAACCGCUUUCCCAACCUCGUACCCAGGCUAUUUUUUCUCAUACUCUGGUGCAUUCUCGUACCCAGAGCCUUUCUUACUCGCGUUCGACCGAGCGCGACGAGGGGCUCUGGCCAAAACCAUAUCCGAACUGGCAUCUGAUUGGCUAGUUCUAAUACCAGAUAUUGUUUUCUUACCAUGUUUUUAUGGUAUCCGGUUAUGGAUUUGGCCAGAGCCCCUCGUCGCGCUCGGUCGAACGCGCGUAAGAAGGGCUCUGGGUACGAAAAUGACUCUGGUGCCACGGAGAGACCCUAGGUGCGAGGAUGCUGCUUUCCUUCAUUUACCGAGCCUUUUUUUGGAUCGGUGCGCAGCUGUUUUAAAAUCCUCCUCCAAUUGGACUGCGAUUUUCUAAAGAACGAAGCAAUUUCAUUGUUCUGAACACAGAAGCAGCAAUUUGAAAUGGAGCCAAUGAAAAUCGCUGUUUAAAAAAAAUACGUUGCAUAUGGGGGGUAAAUCAUAAGUUAAUAGAUACAAGCAAAUGAAAAUAUUUUUUAUAACACCUUUAGUCUUCACCUAGAACAAACGAUAAGAAUGUUCCAAGUUAGUUCAGUAAAGUUCAGUCAGGGUGACAUUUGAAGUUCACAGAAACGAGGUUUGCAAUAUCUUUCCUCUCGCCUCAGUUAAGAUGCAGUUUAUGUAACCAGAAUACAAAAAGGAAGAAUAGUUAAUACAACUCAUCAUCUAUGUUUUUUUUCUCCAGGUUUAUUAAAAAAAUCUGGUCCUUCGUAGUCACGUGCGUAUUGCAUUAAACAUUGCUAUUGGUUGAUGUGGCUAAAAUACAAUACACACGUGACGACGAAGGACCAGAUUUUCGCAUAAACCUAGACUAACAUAGUUAAUGAGUUGUAUUGUAAUUCCACCGAGUUUCCAAACCAUGCAUUCUAUGAACUAUAUAUGUUGGAAGGUAAUUUUCACAUUCGUGUAACUAUUGCAUAGGAAACUGGUUACGUAAUUCCAAUCGAUUAAAUUUAUUUAUAGAUUUAAAGUUUGCUUUGGUAAUGAGGAUUUCCCUAAGUAUUUAUGCUCGUGUUUUCUAUUUCCUGCAUUUUGUUUUACAUAUUUGUCACAAUUGACUACUGUAUAAAACCGCUCAGUAAAUGAUUGAGUUAAUUAGCAGACUUAUAAAGGUUGAUUUCCACUGUCGCGUUUUUCAUACGUACGUAUACGCAUGUAAAACUUUAAAUUCGUUUAAAUGUUACUUAUGAAAUAACCAAAUAAAUAAAG